Ochlerotatus camptorhynchus is the source of this 1059-nucleotide messenger RNA. RefSeq lists its product as uncharacterized. Lineage: Eukaryota; Metazoa; Arthropoda; Insecta; Diptera; Culicidae. The transcript is spliced from 3 exons. The coding region runs from base 1 to 1059 and encodes 352 amino acids. The record is from RefSeq and is a predicted model, not a curated record.
AUGAGUUCCAUCGAAUUAAACAGCCAGAAUGUUACGUUUGCAACUGGCAUUGAUAAUAGAUUGGAAAAUAAUACCGAACUUGAACAGCAGAACGACCAUUUCCGCGAUGCUCUCAAGACAUGGGCAGUUCAGCACAAUAUUACCCAUCAAGCUUUGAGAGGCUUGUUGAAAUUACUAAAACUGGAAUACAAAGAUGUACAUUUGCCAUUAGAUCCCAGGACCUUACUUGAAACUCCACAAGCUACUGGUAAGCUGUGUAUUGACAUGGCUGGAGGUAAAUAUUGGCAUCAUGGUCUUAAAGCCUGCUUAGAUCAAUGGUUUGCUAACGUGGAUGAAAGUAUAUCAAUAAGUUUAAACAUCAAUGUAGAUGGAUUGCCUAUAUACAAAAGUUCAAAAUAUCAGUUAUGGCCAAUACUAUGCAACGUUCAUGAAAUGCCUCAAUUGAAACCUUUGCCUGUCGGAAUCUUCUUAGGUAAAAGUAAACCGUCGAGUGUGAAUGAGUUCUUAACACCAUUUGUAGACGAACUUUUACCAAUUUUGGAAAAGGGAUGCAUCAUUAAUUAUCGCACUAUUAAUAUCAGAGUGAGAUGCCUGAUAUGUGACUCUCCUGCUCGUGCAUUUGUAAAAGGAGUUGUGAAUUUUAAUGGGAAAAACGGAUGUCUUAAGUGUACGAUUCACGGAGAAUAUUCCUACGUUUCACGCACAGUGGUGUUUCCAUCGCUGCGUUGCCCUCUCAGGAUAGAUGAGAAGUUUCGGCAAAAGAAAUAUGGUCAACAUCACACUAACCAAAUAUCCCCUCUGUUAAGAAUCCCUAAGCUAGACAUGAUUCAAGACUUUGUGGUUGCUGACUCUCUUCACCUGUUAGACCUUGGAUUGAUGAAGCGUCUUCUUAUUGGUUGGAGAGAUGGUAACUUUGGAUUCAUGGGGAAAUUAAGUGCUCUUCAAAUACAACAAUUAUCUAAUGUAAUUGUAAAAGUAAAACUACCUAAAGAGUUUCACCGGAAGACUAGAUCAAUGGAUUGUACGUCCGACAAGGAAACAACUGCUUGGAGCAAGUAG